Molecule: messenger RNA, 933 nt
Organism: Corylus avellana
Lineage: Eukaryota; Viridiplantae; Streptophyta; Magnoliopsida; Fagales; Betulaceae
Product: E3 ubiquitin-protein ligase MPSR1-like
Biological process (GO): protein ubiquitination
Cellular component (GO): cytoplasm
Molecular function (GO): ubiquitin protein ligase activity
Source: RefSeq, a predicted model, not a curated record
UCUCUCUCUCUCUCUAUCACACACAACAGUACUGUGCUCACAAAUUCCAGAUCCUUCCACAACCUUCCAAUGGGCGCACACCUCUUUCUCCUUAUUAUAUCCUCAACUCCACCUUUCUUCAUCUCCAUUAUGCAGCCUCUUGUGCUUGCCUAGAUCUCUCUCUUUCUCUCUCUACAAAAUCUUUAAUCAUAUGGCUUCUGAGGCCGAGAUGUCGGAGAUUUCUUCAAUGUUUGAAAGGGUGGUGAGGAACAGAGACCUGUCUCUGUUCAUACCCUUUAUCCUGGGCUUCGCCGACCCAAGAAGAGACCCACAACCGGAGGACGUCUCAGAUCAAGACUCUGAGAAUACACCCACAACGCCACGUGACAGGAUCAUCCUCAUCAACCCCUUCACGCAAGGCAUGGUGGUGAUUGACGGAACGUCGAGCUUGGAUUCCCUGCUGCGCGAACAGGGUGGCAAGGAUGGGCAGCCACCGGCAUCGAAGGCUUCUAUACAGGCCAUGCCGAAUGUGGAGGUGGAUGAAGACGGUGGGGAGUGUGUGAUUUGCUUGGACGAGUUGGAGGUUGGUGGGGUGGCCAAAGAGAUGCCCUGUAAGCAUAGAUUCCACACAAAUUGUAUCGAGAAGUGGCUGGGGAUUCAUGGGUCUUGCCCUGUUUGCAGGUACAAGAUGCCUGUUGAGGAGGAAGAGGUGGGCAAGAAGAGGGAUGAGGAAGGGAGAGAGAGGAGGGUUGAGAGGGAGAUUUGGGUUAGUUUUUCUUUCAAUAGUGGUAGGAGUGGGGAUUCAAAUCAAACUCCAACCAGUGAUUCUUCCUCGAGUCCUAGGCCUGAUCAUGAAACGGAGGGUUAGAUAAUUAUUUUUUGGAAAUACGAUGUACAGGAAAGAACUGUGAUUAUGUUUUUCUUGAAGGAAUAAAUGGUUUACACUUUUCUGCC